Molecule: messenger RNA, 801 nt
Organism: Cygnus atratus (black swan)
Lineage: Eukaryota; Metazoa; Chordata; Aves; Anseriformes; Anatidae
Gene: RASD2
Product: RASD family member 2
Exons: 2
Coding region: 1-801 (266 amino acids)
Molecular function (GO): GTPase activity; GTP binding
Source: RefSeq, a predicted model, not a curated record
AUGAUGAAGACUAUGUCCACUGGAAACUGCAACCUAAAUGUGCCAGCCAAGAACUCAUACCGCAUGGUAGUGCUGGGAGCCUCCAGGGUGGGGAAAAGCUCCAUCGUCUCACGCUUUCUGAAUGGCCGGUUUGAGGACCAGUACACUCCCACCAUAGAGGAUUUUCACCGCAAGGUCUACAACAUCCGGGGAGAUAUGUACCAGCUGGACAUCCUGGACACCUCAGGGAAUCAUCCUUUCCCUGCUAUGAGGAGGCUUUCCAUCCUGACAGGGGACGUUUUCAUCCUGGUAUUCAGCUUGGAUAACAGGGAAUCCUUUGAUGAGGUCAAGAGACUCCAGAAACAGAUCCUGGAGGUGAAAUCCUGCCUGAAGAACAAGACUAAGGAAUCAGCUGACCUCCCCAUGGUGAUCUGUGGCAACAAAAAUGACCACAGUGAAAUCUACCGCAAAGUGCGUUCAGAUGAAGGCGAGAACCUUGUCUCCAGUGAUGAAAACUGUGCUUACUUUGAAGUUUCAGCCAAGAAGAACACCAACGUGGAUGAGAUGUUCUAUGUUCUCUUCAGCAUGGCCAAGCUACCUCAUGAGAUGAGCCCUGCCCUGCACAGGAAAAUCUCCAUCCAGUAUGGCGACACCUUCCAACAGAAGUCCUUCCGGAUGCGACGAGUCAAGGACAUGGAUGCUUACGGUAUGAUCUCUCCCUUUGCUCGCCGGCCAAGUGUCAACAGCGAUCUGAAGUACAUCAAAUCGAAAGUUCUCAGGGAAGGUCAGUCAAGGGAGAGGGAGAAAUGCACUAUCCAGUGA